AUGGACUUGAACUGGGAAAGUCCCAGCAGAAGAGAGGUCGCGACAACUGCUACGUUCAUCGACUCAGAAGCUCACAAGACUCAUGACGGGUUUGGAGGGUCGUCCAAGCUCGACCUGGAACGAGGGGAGUAUGUGAAGUUUCGGCCUUACUUGGCUUUGAAGAUCUACAUAGACACCGUCCUGGGCAUCCGUGUCCAGGGGGAUAGCUGGGAUGGCUUGUGCGAGAAAAUAAAUGGCAUAGAAGAUCGAUACCGCAAUCGUAAGGAAAGUCUUUGGCAUUUGAUAUGGUACAAGAUGGGCGACUAUAGUAGUAUGCUCGACGGGUGGGUCGCCCUCAUACCAGACGCGUAUGGGCUUACUGUAGUCAAAACUGGUCUUGCAGUGGUGUUCAAGCUUGCUGAACACUCAGCAGAGAAACGCAACAAAAUCUUCAAGACGUUCGCGGAAUUGCGAAAUGCCCUCAUGCGAGCGGAUCCAACACGAACGAGCUUUCGAGCCAACAAGGAAGUCGCAGUUUGCGCGGAACAUCUCUAUCAGACCGUUGUGGAUUCUAUCGAGGACAUGAUACUAUUGACCUCGCAGGAGAAAUCCACAUGGCGAAGGCUCAUUCCUAAGUUCAAGCAUAAGACACCUGCACCCGAUCCUGAUACAAUUUUGCAAAAUGUAGUAGAUCACACCAAGGAUUUCGAGCGGGCUGUUGGCAUGGCUCGAGACCAGGUCAUCGAGAGCACAGCAGUGGUGUCUCAGGAUACCAACAUGAGAACUACUAUGAUCCAGUGGGAGGUGAGCUCCACGAAGAACAACACGGAGAUCCUAAGGUCAGAUAUCGAGAAGAAAAGUGAGAAUAGCGAAAGAAGACACCAAGAGUUAUGCAACUUCAUCAUCGGGCAAAUUGAGGCGAAGAGCAAGAUCGCCAAGCGAGAGAGCGCCCUGGAAGACGGCUCGCUAAGUCUAAAGAACCAACUCAUGACGCUCCUUCUCGAGGUGGUCAGCAUGAAUCGUUUCUGUGAGAUUAUAGUCCAGCCCAGCUCUACUGAAGACAAGCCACUCGAUAUAAAACGCAUGUUCCAGCACCCAAACGAAGACUUCAGACGAGCCCUCGUGCACAAGAGUAGGUUCAAUGCAGCCACUCAAGGCCAAGUCCAAUCGCUGCUGCGACAUGAACGGUUACACCGAUGGGUAACCCACCAUCACCCCGAUUUGAUUCUCGUCGACGCGAACAUCAAUUCAUCCGGCCUGUCAAAGGUUUCCGCAAUAUCAGUAUUUUGCGCCACCUUGGUCUCUAGCAUGAUCGAAGUGCAUCCUGACGACGUGGUUGUCCAAUUUUUCUGUGGAUUACAUACCGCUCCCCUGGAUCCCUGGCACGGGCCGAACGGUCUAGUCCGUUCGAUUAUCAUGCAACUCUUGAUGAAACUGGUCAAGAUGAAUAUCCUAGAUUUGAAGUUCAUCAACAAUCGGGACUACCUGAGAGACCUCGAGGAGCACGACUUAAACGCACUCUGCGACACACUCUACUCGCUUGUGCCUCAGUUCCCAGCCGACACGAGAGUGUACUGCAUCAUUGACUCCAUUUCUUGGUUCGACAAAGACAAGACUUUUGCAGAACUAGCCACUGUAAUGGAAUGGUUGCAAUGCAUGGUGGAGGAUCGGUCACUGAUUCCUAUAUUCAAGAUAAUGCUGACAAACCCGAUGAAAAGCAACAGGAGAAUGAAGGAGCUACCGGUGUUCAAGGAGAACCCGUCUAGAAUUGUCACUCUGUCUUCGAGGAACCUGAUACCCAUGGGAAUAUCUAACAGAGCGAUAGAGCGUCAACUUUCCAGAUCCCCGUCUCCGUCACCACUCACACCCAAGAAGGGGGUGUCUAGAACUGCAAGACCAGAAAGUUAUGAUGAUGAUUAUGAUGAAUGGUAG
Molecule: messenger RNA, 1911 nt
Organism: Aspergillus vadensis CBS 113365
Lineage: Eukaryota; Fungi; Ascomycota; Eurotiomycetes; Eurotiales; Aspergillaceae
Exons: 6
Coding region: 1-1911 (636 amino acids)
Source: RefSeq, a predicted model, not a curated record